Messenger RNA from Cuscuta campestris, 1658 nucleotides. NCBI's taxonomy places the organism in Eukaryota, Viridiplantae, Streptophyta, Magnoliopsida, Solanales, Convolvulaceae. The record is from the annotation of a GenBank genome assembly.
AGUAAAUGAUACCAUUUAAAUAAAAAAUAAAAUAGAAAACUAAAAAAUAAUACUAUCAAUUAAUACUACUCCCUCCGUCCUAAAAUUAACUUCCCAUUUGACUUUUCACGGUCUCCAAUGCGACACUUUGACUAUCAAUAUCUCAAUUUUUAUAUAAAUAUAUUUUAUAAAAAUUAUAUAUUUCAAAACUAUGUUUCAAAAUGAAUCUAUUUCUAAUAAAUUUAUAUGAAAAUUAUAUAUUUGUUUAUUUUCAUGUUUUCAUUGAUCAUUUGAUAAAAUAAAAUAUUUUUGUCACCUUUUAUUUUAUAAAUUUCUUGACGAAAUUUUUAAAUAUGUAUACUUAUUUUUAUUAUUUACUACGUAUAUAGUAAUUUAUAAAUGAGGUUAUUUUUUAAAACCUUUUGAGCCAGGAGUAUUAUUUAUAAAUAAAAAAAAUACUCUUUGAAAAAUUCGUCCACCGUGAAAUCAAUCGUCCUGGUUCAUCAUCAAUCAUCAUCACACUUCACAGUGGCCUGUGCGAGCUGAUAGAUGGAGAAUGCCAUACGACUCCCAAUAAUUUUGCCCUAAUUAACACGACAACAUUCUCCCCCUCCCCAAAUUCGUACGCCGCGGUUCUCUCAAUCGCCGCCAUGGGUCAAAUUCUCGCCAAAUACCAAGGCAAAGGAUGGAGAGAGAGACAAACGCGACAUAUUACCGACAAGGUGUUUGAUCGGUUCAAAAAUGACUUGGACAGAGUGACUUUGACUUUUGAAGAUCUCUAUAUCGCGGUGCUGCUUAUAUUCAAUGAAUUAAAUAAAUGUUUGCCAGGGCCUCACCUAGACCCUCCUUCAAAAGAACAAGUUAGGGCCUUGAUGAAGAAAUAUGAUUUCAAUCUUGAUGGGGAGCUGAACCGUGAAGAGUUUAACAAGUUCAUCCUAGAAUUGACUAAGGACACAUUCUUCUCAAUCAGUCAAAAGAUGAUUACUACACUGGCAGUGGCACCGACAGUGGCUUUGCUGACAAAGAGGACAACGGAGGGUGUACCUGUGGUUGGGAAGUUGGUGCAGAAGUUGCCCAAUUCUGUUUACGCUUCCCUUGUCACUCUUGCUAUUGUGCUUUUCCAGAAAGCAACCGAAGGCAAGUAAUCAAAGAUUGGUUUUGUCAAUGACAACAAGCCCUAAUGGCGGUUGAUAAAGUGCAAUUGUUGCAUCGUUUUUUUCUCUUUUUUGGCAAAAAAGGGGCAUUUACUGCCCUCGUAUUUUUCCUUUUUGGGAAAGGGUAUUUAUUGGUGAUGCAAAUGCACCUUUUUGCCAAACAAAGACAGAAUAAACAUGUAACAAAGCCACCUUAUCAACAUGUCUCAUGGCUAUUAGCAAAACGGAUUAAAGAUUGCUUCUUUGCGCAGUUCAUGAAUUCAACCUAUAGUUCAAAAGUUUUAAUAAUAUGCCCUCGAUCAGCUUUUGCACUGGCCGGGCAGGCUUGAUUUGUGCAUAUAUAUGUUGUCCGAAUUAUUAUAGGACAAAAGUCUGUGUUGUUUCAACUGAUUUGUGCUGUUAUUGUGUUUCAAGAGAACAUGUGUACAUUUUACAGAAUAGAUUCAUAUAGUUUGGUUUGAACGUGCAGCAUUCAUAAUAGUGUGGCAUCAAUUUGUGCACUGUGAAUCAAGACAUCAUCUUUUU